UUGUCCACGAGUGUCCCGUUCUGGCGAGGAAAGUCACAGCAGAGAGCCUGUGGCUGCAACGCCGUACAUAAACAACUUUAAUUAAUUAAUUUAUUUACCCCCCUCAUUAUCUCUGGGGUUUCGUCCUGUCUACUGAGUUUUUAUUGGUAUUUUUGCUUUUUAGCGCUAUUUUUUUAUUGACAAAAUAUGUUCAUACAUCUACAUAUUCGUACAUCUUGUGUUGGUGACACAUUAUCGUUCAGCUUUUAUUACCUAUAAGACGGAGCAGCUACUGCAACAGAAAGGAGACGCUGUUCCAUAUUCAUGUCCAAAAGCAGCCGCAGCCAAUCAGCUGCUACUAUUCCCCCUCAGUGGGCGGGACUCGCGCUCAUGAAUAUCCAAUGAGCGCGCUCGCAGGGUACGCAGAACGAGACGGUUGUUGAAGUCUAUUAGACGCGUCUUAUUAUUGAUAAAGAAGGUCCGCCAUUAGCCGCGGUCGAAGGAAACAUUCGCGUGGGGAAGCUUGGAGCGCGUUGUUUGUUUGUUUUUUACCGACGUGGUUCUGGACCCAGCGUCAGUUGCCAACUCAGCCUCCGUAACGCCCGGAGUCUCGGGACGGAACAAUGCCUGGCAAAGCCGAGGUGGCGGUGGCGCUGCCAGCCGCAGCGGCUCCUCAGAAGUCCUACCCUUUCGUUUUGAAGAAGAUCAUGGACAUCCCACCUCCUAACAUCCUGGAGGAAGGAGACGACGAAUUAGAGAAGGAGAAGCAGUGCUCCUCAGAGGAUGUGGAUGGAGGAGGCGGUGUGGCCUCCGGUGCCGGUGGAGGCUCUAGAGGAGCGGGAGGUGGAGGAGGCGGUGGCAGCGGAGGAGGCGGCGCGGGGGCGUCGGCCUCCCUGACCCCGGCCAUCUGGGAGAAGACCAUUCCUUACGACGGCGAGACGUUCCACUUGGAGUACAUGGACCUGGACGAGUUUCUCCUGGAGAACGGGAUCCCGGUGAGUCUGGAGGAAGAGGAGCUGCAGAGGACUCUGGCCUCCGCGGAAACCAAAGCCAAACCUGCUCCCAAAGCCGUCGCUAUGACCCCCGCUGCACCAGUCGCUGCACCGGCGACCGCCGCCGAAGUCCCUGACCCGGCACCACCCGCCGCGGCUCCCUCCGACAGCCCUUCGGAUGCAGAGGAAACCGUGACGGUUACGACGUUACAGCCCGCCAAAAUGGAAGUAGAAGAAGAAGAAGAAGAGGAGGAAGAGGAGGAGGAAGGGCAAGAAGAGGAAGCUUUGACUAAGGAAGCUCCAGCAGAAGUGAAAGGGAAGAAAACAGAUGGUAAAGAACGAAACACGCCCUCCCCCAUCGACCCAGAUGCCAUCGAGGUGGACAUCAAUUUCCAGCCGGACCCCACAGACCUGGUCCUGUCCAGUGUUCCUGGGGGAGAACUGUUCAACCCCCGCAAGCACAAGUUCUCCGACGAGGAGCUGAAGCCUCAGCCCAUGAUCAAGAAAGCAAAGAAAGUGUUUGUUCCUGACGAGCAAAAGGAUGAGAAAUACUGGUCCAGGAGGAAGAAGAACAACCUGGCAGCAAAGCGUUCCCGUGAUGCGCGGCGGCUGAAAGAGAACCAGAUCACGGUGCGGGCCUCCUUCCUGGAGCGGGAAAACGCCGCGCUGAGGCAACAGGUUGCGGAGCUGCGGAAGGACUGUGGUCGCUGCAAGAACAUCGUGGCCCGCUACGAGGCCAAGUAUGGCCCUCUGUAAAACACCAAAACAAGUAAGAAAAAAAAAUAGAAAAGAAACGGCGACGAGGAAAAGAAGAACAAAAUAAAAAGAAAUCCAGAAUCCAACGAGACAGAAGCAGAACUCCCUUCCCCGCAGAUUCCCAACAUGAGACACAAACCUAAAUUUCCAAUGUUGUCUUCUUCACCGACCUCCGGUCGAGCGCCAGCUGACGCCAUGAUGCUGGAGGUUUGGACACACGCUGUCAGGUGAUGGGGGAGCGGUGGUCGCAGGAAGGCCUGUGGAGAGCGCCUGGCUCCUACACUGAAAGAAGCGGUCGAAUGUGGGUGUGGAAAAAGUCAUAAAGUGUAGAAAAAGAGGAAAGCGGCAGAAUCUCUCUCUGUCUCUCACACAUACAGUUUGGUUUUAUCACCAUACACUGCUUCUUGGAGGACCAAGUUUUGGACAGGCUCAAUCGGGCUAAUUAAACGAGCCGGAGUUAGCUUAAUAUCGGUACUGCUAGCAGGGCAGGCUGCUAUCGGCGGGCUUCAGUCCCAGUUCUUCCCCGUGUACACGUCGUGUUUUUGUGUGUUCUUACUGUGUGUAACCCAUCAUUGCACCUUUCCCUUAAAAAACACACACACACUCUCACACACACAUUAGCUGUGCGAGAACAGGUAGCCGUUAGCCGGCUAGCUAACUUUAAAACCGCAGGAGGGGAAAAAACAGUAGCUUCCUCAUAGAGGAUUAUAAGAGGAUGUUGAAGUAUAAUAAAUUCUGAGUUGUAUAAAAAAUUAAGACUUUAUAUAUGAAGAAAGAAAAGUCGAUUUUUAUGUCAGCCAGACGGUCUAAGUUUGACGAACUCAGAGGCCCUCAUUCGUGGAGGGGUAUGUUAAAACGUAGAGAUGUUUAUUUUACUGCACACUGCAAGUAGAAGGCGCUAGAGUCACUGUCUACUCACCAAAGGUGUCGUGACACGGGAUUGAUUUCUUUUCCUGUCUUUUUUUUCCUAAACAUGUAGCCAGGGCCCAGAGCCCGGUGCUUGUAAAUAAUAUAUAUUAUGAUUUUUUUUUCCUAAGAAAGGGACUAUGAAUGGUCUCUUUGUUAAACCAACAAUAUCCUAAUGUUUGCCAAAUAACGAGUGCUCUAUUCUCUCUGAUGGUAAUGACACUUUUGGUAAUUGUGGUGUACAAAACCUGUUUUUUCAUUCUUUAAGAAACAGCUAUACUAUGAAAACCAAUGACAGAGCAGGGAAUUCAAUGGAUAAACUGUGUUUUUGGAUGUUUUUCAAACAGAUUUUUAAAUGUCUUUUGUUAUUUCCUCCAGGAUCUGCUUUACCUCAUUCAGCACAUCCUAACAGGGCCAGUCCAAGGUUUUAGUAGAACUUGACACAAGGCCCCAUUUGCAAUUAAGUCUCACAAGUGUAAUUAGAAGACAUAGAGACUGAAAUGUACAUGAAUGUGAGCACAUAUUUUGAAAAUGUCUUAAAAUUCAAUUUAAAAAAUCUUAUCAAAUUUUAAAAAUCAAACGUUAUAAUAAAAUGGAAAUUAUUAAAUUAGCAGCAAUAAAUUGCCUCUAGCAUGAGCAUUAAACUAAAUUUCCCCUUGUGUGAAGACAUAACACAUUUUGUACAUUUUUUAAAAUAAAACAACUUGAAGGUAAUUUUGAAAAUGUAAAGCUAUAGUAAACAAGUCAUUAGUUUUAAAUUGUGACUCCAACCUAGCUAUCGAACUAAAUGCACAUAUUUUUUUAAAAAUAAAAACAUGAUUGAAAUUUAUUUGAAAAUUAAAAACAUAGAAAGUCCUCUUAAGCUUAAAACUCUGACUACUGCUCAUGUAAAAGUUAAAAUUUCUCACAAACAUGACCGUAAACAUUGGCUUCUGACGUCUAUCAGCUGGAAUUAGUGGGAUUGUGAAAGGGCUCUUGGGGGCCCCCUGCUGGCCUGGGGGCCCGAAGCAGUGACUUAGCAUGGCCACUUUAUUUCCCAUUCUGAUUGGAUACAUUUUUAGCAGAGCUAAAGUUGGCUCGGUUAAAGUAAAAGGUACAUAAGUUCUUAGUUCUUAAUGGCGCAAACUUUGGUUGAAUUCCUUUUUGCUAAAAUGGCCGAACCUGUUUCUAAUUCAGCAUCACAGACUGUUAGGGGUUUCUACAUUUUGUAAUCGGCUGGUUUGGGCUCCUUCUCACCGUAACUCUCGGAAAGAUAAUUAAUGUGGCAAUAAUACUCUGUUAUGUAAUGCCUGUUUAAUUUUAAGUGACGAUGUUAUGUGUAUAACGUGCUAUGACGUACUAAAUAGAAAUGUCCCCACGUCGUUGUGCUUCCAGUUUUUGGUCCUCUUUCCUCAAGGAUCCUAAUGCAUGAAAUCCAGUAAAGCUUGUCUUUAUUUUCUCUUGUAAGUGUCACACCAAGUGUACUUAUGUCUGUAAAACCAUCACUAAAUAUAGGAUGUGUUUUUGGAUACCUAAGAUACUUAUUCUGUAAAAAAUAAAAAUAAAAAAAAGAUGUCCCCUGCUUAUGAUGGGCACAACAGCGCCAUCUGUCUCAGCUGAAAGCGGUAUCUUUUUCUAACUAUUAUAAGGGUUGAGUUCGAUUUACUGCAAAUUUAAUUAUGUCAACAUUAUACACUGGAUCAGUCGGUGCUUUCUGUGUUUUCAUAAAGGGUAAUUACGUUUUUGGUGGUGUGGUAUAAAAGACAUUUUUAGGGCAGCGUGCGUUUGCCUUUAUGUCUUGAACAGUGCAAAAAUUUUAUAUUUUUUUCCAACUUAAUGGAAAACAGAUUUCUCCCCCCAAAAAUGUGCUGAAAUGGCAUUUUUAGUAUAAAAUAAAAAUAUGCUACGCACAGCAUGCCGCUGUCUCUUUCGUUCUGAUGUGAAGCACCUUAAAAAUAAUUUAUGAUAUAAGAAAUGAAAUUAAGACAAGUUAAAGAUACUCGACUGGCAGCUUGUAUUAUUUUUUUAGGAAAGAAAAAUGGCAGCAGUCAAUUAUUGCUACCCAUUGAUCCUCCGUCUUUAACCAAAUCUUUUAUUGUUUUGUGAUCAAGAUCUUGAACUUUUUCAAGAUGUUCCAAAAAGAGGACACAGUAAUGCUAUUAGUUGAAAAUCUGGAGCUCAGUUAAAUUUCUCAAAUAUGAACAAGUUGCACCCUGUAACCAGGUUGGAUUGCAAAUCUGAAUAGGUUCAAUAUUAUUGUGAUAGAGCUCCUGGAAAAAGAAAUAGUCAAAUCUUCCAUGUUUUUUUUUUUUUGGGUUUUCUUCUCUUUUUUAUAUAAACAUGUUUUUGUAAUCCCACUAUCGGCUACAUGCAGCUGUCAUAAUAUGUAACUGUACCUUGUUAUAUGCAUAUAAAAUAAAGUGGAAUUUAAUGA
Messenger RNA from Poeciliopsis prolifica (blackstripe livebearer), 5046 nucleotides. It is a transcript of the gene tefb, whose product is annotated as TEF transcription factor, PAR bZIP family member b. Gene Ontology annotation, biological process: regulation of transcription by RNA polymerase II. The coding region runs from base 603 to 1727 and encodes 374 amino acids. The transcript has 4 exons. Gene Ontology annotation, molecular function: DNA-binding transcription factor activity, RNA polymerase II-specific; RNA polymerase II cis-regulatory region sequence-specific DNA binding. NCBI's taxonomy places the organism in Eukaryota, Metazoa, Chordata, Actinopteri, Cyprinodontiformes, Poeciliidae. Gene Ontology annotation, cellular component: nucleus. The record is from RefSeq and is a predicted model, not a curated record.